Messenger RNA from Auanema sp. JU1783, 1617 nucleotides. Lineage: Eukaryota; Metazoa; Nematoda; Chromadorea; Rhabditida; Rhabditidae. The record is from the annotation of a GenBank genome assembly.
AUGGCCGACACUACGUGUGGCCGUCUGGUGUCAUUCCUUCUCGAAGGUGAUGAAGUCAUUUCAUGUGAAGUAUGUAUGGAACCAUUUGAUUCCAAUCUUCGUCCACCAAAAAUUUUACCUUGCGGUCACAACUUUUGCGAACAAUGUCUAUUUAGUCUUUGCUGUCAUCAACAGUACUAUUUAUUGGAUUCUAUUAACUGUCCUACUUGCCGAGCUUCAUUCACAACAGCUGUAGCUCGAUCAGCUCCCACAAAUUACGAUUUAUGCAAAAUGCUCGAUAAUGUGCAACGCGGAUUUAAUAACACCACUGUCCUCCAUACACCAGAGGUUACUGUAAUUGAGAAGGAGAAGCUUGGAAACGUUGUUAAGGGCUUAGCUGAGAGGAGUCGGGAAGCAAAACAUCAACGAUGCUUGGAUUGUCAACGCAAGCUUUCAUCAAAGAACUUAUCAAAAAUUGCCAGAUAUUGCGUCAUGUGCAACAACUCUGGAAGCUUGAAAUUCUCUUGCUUGGAAUGCUGCGUUAAUAAUCAUAAUGGUCACCGACUCUAUUCGAUUCCACAGAUGGAGACUAGCCAACUUGCGAUCUUAUCUGAACUUCGUGUUAUUCGUCGCAAAAUGUUGGACGCUUCUGAAGCUUUCGACCGUCGUCUAAAAGAAAUCGGAAAGAAAGGAUCUAUCCAUACUCCUGCUCUUCAUGCUCAGAAGCAAACCUUACUCAGCGAGAUCUUAGGCCAGAUUGAUGAAGCUGUACGUAAGAUGGAAGAACCUAAGCUCAUUCCGCCAACCAAUCUCAAUAUAAUCCGCAAUCAUCAAAUUCAUAAUUUCUCCCGAAUAACCAAGAUGAACAGUCUGUUGGAGAAAUCAGUUCAGACGGAAAAGCAUAGCUCGGACGAACCCCCACAAAGUCGUUUGAAGAAAAGCAAUUCUGCUAUUCGUCAAUCAAGACUGUCCCUGCGCUCUGAUAAUUCUCUUACAAGAGAAGCUUUAUCAACCCUCCUAUCAAUUUUACCCUCCGAUGAAGUUACAACUCAAUUGAGUGAAAUCUUAGAUUCAAUUUCUCCCAAAGAUACAAUUGAAGAAAGAAAAUUAGCAUAUCUUAAGUCAACCCAUUUAAUAACUGAAAUCACAUAUGGUGAUGUAAAUGCCGAAGACCUUCCAUUAUUUGCUGACGCUCUUCUCAACUGUUUUUAUCAAUUGAAUGUUCUCUCUCGUAAGCGUAAUGAGAAAGGACGUACAAGUCGUAAGAACAUCUGGAAGAGUGUUCAAUUCGCUUAUGCCCAAAUAAUGAAAAUUGCUGCCAAAUCUUAUCCUGCUUGUCAUCCUGAGCGAGUUGAUUGUCUCGAUGAUUUGGCUUAUCUCUGUCAUUUAUUCUCUGAUGUUUGUGACCAAGCUACUGUUGCCCUUCUAAUUAUCGAAGCUGCUCGAGCUCGAUCAGCUGAGGCUAACUUGCCAGAAGAUGAAUUACGACGUACCGAUCAACGCCUUCAAAUGAUUGAUGAUCACCUCAUUGAACUUCGACGUCUUCAAAAGUUACAAGAUCUUCGAUCGAAAACAAAAAUUAAACGCGAAGGUGGACGUUUCAAAGCCUUCUGGAAGGCUAUUACUGGACGUCGUUAA